Messenger RNA from Porites lobata, 1679 nucleotides. Lineage: Eukaryota; Metazoa; Cnidaria; Anthozoa; Scleractinia; Poritidae. The record is from the annotation of a GenBank genome assembly.
AUGGGAGAAAAUGGCGAAAAAGAAAAAAAAUGUGUGAUACAAAUCAAAAACAAAGACGACCUCUGUUUAGCAAGAGCCAUAGUCACGAUGAAAGAAAGAGCAGAUGAGGGGUUCCAUUACCAUAAUCUGAGACAAGGAAAACCCAUUCAUGAACGGUGGGCGCGUCUUCUGCAUCAAGAAGCAGGUGUUUCCGAAGGCCCCUGUGGUUAUGAGGAAUUAGAAAAAUUCCAAGUUUAUCUCGGACCACAAGGGUACAAAUUCAUCGUGGUAGAAUCUAGCAAAUGUUUAGUGGUCUUCAAGGACCCCACCUAUAAUGAAGCACCUCAUGUGAUUGGUCUCGUCAAGUAUAAUGGACACUAUGACGGGCUUUCAAGUAUUCCUGCCCUCAUGAACAGAUCCUAUUAUUGCCUCCAUUGUGAUAGAGGCUAUGAUAGAGAAGAGGCGCCUCACCAUAACUGCGAAGGCCCAAAUUGCUCUGCCUGUUGCCGUCAAAAUAAAACCUGUCCAAACUUUGCUAUCCGGGUGAAACCUACCAUCCACUGUCCGGAUUGCAAUUGUAUGUUUUAUGGGCAAGAUUGUUUUCAAGCGCAUAAAACCAAAGGAAAGAAAAAAGGAGACGAGAGUAUUUGUGACAGAUGGAAGAAAUACCCCCUCUGCUGCGCUAUAUAUCCUGUCAACCCCAAAAACCUCACAAAUGUUACCAUGUGACCUGUAGAAACUGUGGAGAAUUUACGCAUGUCGCUCACCGUUGCUACAUUCAGCCCAUUUACGAUGACCCUCCACAGCCAGAAUAGGACACCUUUGAGGACCCUAUGCAGUUUCAAUUUGAUGAUGAUGAGGAUGACGAUGAUAAGAAAGGCCCCCCACCCCCUCCCCUCCUGAAUUUUGCGGAUAUUGAAUGUGCACUCUCUGAAGAUCGUGUUUUUCAACCGAACCCAAUCUGCUGGUCUAGUGAAAAGGAUGAAGAGAUUACUCAUGCGAGAACCAUUGACGAAUUUUUAGAAGCCUGUAAGGCAAUGACAGAAGUUGAAGACAAUGAACGACCCAGAAAAGUCAUCACCUUUUUUCAUAAUCUCAGAGGCUUUGAUGGGAACUUUAUUCUGGAAGCACUCUAUUAUCAAGGCCGUGCUGUAGAGAAUCCCUUAACCCAGGGGGCCAAAAUUUUGUAUUUUGAAAGCGGUGACCUUAUUUUUAAAGAUUGCCUCAAUUUCUUCGCCAUGCCCUUGGAACGAUUUCCCGCUACAUUUAAUCUCACAGAGCUUCUCAAGGGGUACUUCCCGCAUGCCUUCAAUCGCGCAGAAAAUUUUAAUUAUGCAGGAAAUUACCCACUCAUGUCUGAAUAGGAUCCAGACAGUAUGGACAGCAAGAAAAGAGAAAAGUUUAUGACGUGGUACAGGCAGAAAGUCGCCGAGAAUGCAGUGUUUGAUUUUCAAGAAGAGCUCUUAAAAUAUUGCGACAGCGAUGUCAAGCUACUCAAGGAAGGUUGCCUUAAAUUCGUGAGAGAAUUUAAAGGGAUCGCAGGCUUUAACCCCCUGAUUCAAUCCGUGACGAUCGCCUCAGCGUGCAACUACUUCCGGCGCGAGGAAAAACUGGAAGAAGACCUCAUUGCCCUCGAACCUCUAGGGGGAUGGCAUGGAAAUCACAUUAACCAAAGUACCAUCGCUCUGGAAUGGCUAUAC